AUGACGGAGAUCAAUCCGGACCAGUAUGUUUGCGACUGCCUAAAGACGUAUGAGCGGCGCGACUUGUUUCUGCGUCAUCGCCGGCGGUGCCAGCGGCCAAAGAAGUCAACCACGCGUCGAAAGGCCUGCGACGCAUGCGUCCAGUCCAAAGCAAGAUGCAGCUACACGCACCCAACAUGUUCCCGAUGUGCCACGAGAGCCAUUCCUUGCGUCUACGCCCCCCAGCCCUCGGGUGUGAUUGGCACAGGCAGCGCACAGCAGACGCCUGUCGAUAGAGCUUCAGAUUUUAUUUCACCUGGAGGCAAUCUAAACUGGGACCUACAAGGGAUCGGCUGGCACAACAAUAGUCUCGACUUGCCCGUGGAUCUGCCUACGCCCUCGGCUCUCUUAGCUGCGGCUCAGCCGUCAGAGGCUGGCCAAGCCGAGCAGGACUCGGUGUACGAUUUCAUGCAUGGAGAAAACCUAGUUUCUCCACCAGACCUCUUUAGCCGACCCUUGUCUAGUUCAAAAGCCUUGGACGCGGAUCUCACUCCACCCGCAGAGUCAACCCUUCGUGGCUUGGUGCAUCUGGUGUGCCAAUACCCCCAAUCGCUUCUUCGCGAUGAAUAUUGUACUCCCUUCCUCCAUCAGGGAAUGUAUGAUGAAAACACCCCCGAUAUAACAACGCUAGAAAAAACCUCCAUGGCCAUUUGCUGCGGAGCUGCUAUGGAGACGCAGGACGGAGCGCGCUUUACCAGACGCACAAUGGAGGUGGAGCGACGUAGGUUGAUUGAUUCCUAUCCAACCUACCGAUGCAUGCGGCAAUGGGAUGCUCUGCACGCCAUGCUGGUAUAUGAAAUUUUGGAACUGAAUGCAUCGUUACAACAAGAAACUGAAAGCUGGAAGCAGAAGCCGAACGCGAAAGGUCUUAAAUCCCCCUUCCUUGCUAAAAUGACGAAAUAUUAUACCCGAUGCCACCUCGAGGACCCCAGCGAAGAUCUUUUAGCACCUUUAGGCGUGUCACCAAUGCAGACUUUUGAGCAGUGGCGGGUUGCAGAAACAUCCCGACGGACUAUAUUCUUGGCCCAUAUUGUACAUUUCCUGAGCAAUUAUGAUUUUAAGAGCGGGAAACAGUCCAUAUAUUAUGAGCCACUCGACGACAAUAUGCUCCGGAAUUUGCCUUUGCCGUCUAGUCAUACUCUUUGGACUGCGCGGAACGAGCAAGAGUGGAGUUAUACCAUGGAGUUCCAGCAAAACAAUAUCCCCCCGAUGACCACUGACCCAUCCGCCUCACACUCUGUGGGCGUAGCGGGCAUGACCCUUCAGCAUCUACUGUCAAAGUUCAAUAAAGAAUUUCUGCGGACGAGUUUUACUCGCAGUCCGGGUCUUGGAGGGUCUGAUGAGCUACGAGAUCUGAUUGUCCUUUGCGCUCUGGAACAACUCACUUGA
Messenger RNA from Penicillium lagena, 1428 nucleotides. Its product is annotated as Zn(II)2Cys6 transcription factor domain-containing protein. Gene Ontology annotation, molecular function: zinc ion binding; DNA-binding transcription factor activity, RNA polymerase II-specific. NCBI's taxonomy places the organism in Eukaryota, Fungi, Ascomycota, Eurotiomycetes, Eurotiales, Aspergillaceae. The record is from RefSeq and is a predicted model, not a curated record. Gene Ontology annotation, biological process: regulation of DNA-templated transcription. The transcript is spliced from 2 exons. The coding region runs from base 1 to 1428 and encodes 475 amino acids.